UAAUUCUUCAUAUCUACUGUCAAGUAAUAUAAUGCUUAUUAGUUUACCCAUAGUUCUCCAAUCCGGUUUGCUUUGUGUCCCAUUCCCAAAUCAAAUGUGAUAAAAAAUCUAAAGAAAAGAAAAGAAAAGGAAGAUAAACAACAGUGAUACAGAGAGAACGAUUUUUCCCCAGGACAAGCUAAUGAGAAUCUGUCAUCAGUUUUCGUGAAAAGAAAAGGAAAAAAGGAACAGGAUUUCAGCAAGUCCUCCUCAUAUAGAGUCAUCACCUCCUUUAAUAAGAGUCCGGCAGGUGUGUUUCCCUUUUCCAGCUGCUGAGAAAGAGAGAAAGUGUGUACAGGAGUGGAGAGUGAAGGCUAAACACAGAAGAACUCUGCAGAGAAAAGCUGCUCUAGAGAGCUGAUAGAUUGAGAGGUGGAAGCACUAGAUGUUCUGAGGCUUUGGAGGAAAAAUUUGUUAAUGGAAUUUUUAGCAGAGAGUGAAAUGAAGGUAGAAAUGAGUAACCCCAAAUAAAGUUUCUCAAGCUUGGAACUGUCCUGCCAGCUUCACUUAUCUUUCUGGGCUGGGCUACAUUCUCUCUCUCUCUUCACUGGUUCUCUUCUCUCUUUCGCCCUCUCCUUGCAUUUGAGUGUAAUGAGAGCCAUGCGGUGAGUUGUGGAUGAGAGGCGUCAGUUUGUAAGAGUGAGAGGAGCGGGACAGGAACACACACACUGAGCUUCUGGGAGUUUCAGCGCUGCUUGCAAGAACGUAGAAUUGGAGUGCCGGGACUGGGGGCUGCGCUGCUCCGUUGCACUCUCUCUCUUUCUUUCUUUCUCUCUCUCUCUAUCUAUCUCUCUCCUCUGGGUCUAAACGUGCAGCACAGGAACUGCAGCUGCAGAUAUGAACCUCUCACUUCCCCAGACUUCACAAGCAUGUAGAACAUCAAGAUGACCGAUGAACAUUCCAUCAUCAGGGAAAUGAAGAGAUAAAGAAGAGAGAAAAUAAUUCUGUGCUUUGAGCUUCUGUUACCACAGGCUUAUUGAUUCUGACUGGAACACAAUGUGUCCAUGUCGCAGCCUGUGCAGAUAAGGACCAGUGUGCUAAACUAGCCACAACGGCAUCAUGACUGAAGAGACUAAACACCCCUUGGCUGCCAAAGAGCUGAGUAACGAGUCCAAAAAACUGGAUAAGGGGGCUGUGGAGCACAAAAGCUUAAAAAAGUCCCCUGAGCACUUUCACAAUGUGUGUCUGGAGCCAGUUGCUGUGAACAAUCUUGCUAAGUUUGCAGAAAAAGAGAAAGACAACACGCAGCAACGUGAGGCUGUGAUUCGGCCACAGCAGGCUGGAAAGAUUGAUUUUAAGUCACUGCAGAAUCAUUCAUUCAACAGCAACAGGACAUGGUCCAGCGGCAAGGACAGCCCUCAGUCACCUAGUGGAAAGAGUCGCAAUCGAGACAAGAGUAAAAAGUCAGGAAAAGGAGAGCGUGGAAACCCGCAGCAGUUGUACAGACUGAGUAUUACAAACCCACGCUCCAAUCCCACAAUUGGGAUAGCCUAUCCCCAGCAGAAAGUCUCACCUCCAAAGAAGAUUGAGUCCAGCAGGGGUCCUGUCUCAGGCAGCUACCGCUUCCAUGUGCCAAGUAUUCCAGAGCGAGAGGCUGAACUGCAGCAGGAAGAACUACAGUUCAGAUGCUUCCAGGAGAGCUCACCUAACCUUACUUCCCAAAGCUAUACCUCACAGGCUGUUGCCACCCCUUCUGGAGGACCAGCUCACCAGAAUCCAUCACAACCGCAACAGAAGCCCAACCCAAUCGAGAGCAACACCACACAACCUGCCAAUGAAAAUUUAUUCCCUGACUUUCAACUGAGCGAAAUUGACACAUGGCAGUCUCCAGACAGGACUUUCAGAAGCACUAGUUUUGGACUUACUUCACAAAAGCCAAACAACCUUGUGGACUUUAACAAGACCAAUGGUAGUUUUAUGCCUAUGCCAUUUCAGUAUGGAUACCCAUUGUUAGAGGAGUCAGGCUCAGAUUCCUUUCCCUGUGAUCGAAAUACACAGUCUCAAGAUUACAUUGACAUUUCUCCUGCCCCUAACCAGGUUUCUCAUAACUCAUUUUCCUUUCCAUCCUCUGCAGAGGGACAUGAGGCCAUGCAAAAUAAUGCACAGUUUGGUAAUGACCAGGUAGAGGACAGGCAGUCAUACCAGUUACAUCCUAAACCACCCCAGUACGUGCAGACACAACAUGGUGUGCAGUCAUCUGUUCCCAGCAAUGAUGAGAGCUCAGUAUCGAGCACUCGCCAAUCAGAGCAGAGUAAAAGUGUUUCAGAUAAAUCUGAUUCUUUCAGUCCAGUAGACGAUAGGGACACAGGUUUUGCGGUAGUGGGCAAGAGAGGCUGCCAUCUUAAAAAUGGCACCACCAGCCAGAGAGUUCUUAUUCAAGGCAGUGUUCAUCAUAUUAGGAAUAUUUCACAAGGUUCCAGUUCCCAAAUACAUGUCAUUAGCCCUCCACAUAAUGGUAUUCACAUCAGCCCAGGGCCUCUUGACAAGAGUGUAAGUAAACACCAUGUCAGGGUAUCACACCCCUGGAAUGGACCAAACAAAGCCUUCCCACCACCACUCAUAGACCAGACCUCUACGCCGUAUCCCUUUCAGUACCAACCAGCACCAGAACAGAGACAAAACAGCAUUAAUGGACGUAUGCCUUGGCAGCAGAUACGCUUCACAACUGCCAUGCCAAGCCAAAACAGGAUUGAUCUCUCCAGACAACUGAGCAAUCAGCAGCUUACUUUUUUGAUAGGCCCUUCAGACUGGCAAGAUGACAGUAAGCCACACAAAAACAGCAACCAGAAAGAUUCUAAUAACUUUCUCAACAAAAAGACAAAUGAGGGCUUCUCAAACCAAAGGCAGGACAGUAUCAAGCAAGGCUGCAACACAAUUCCCCCAUGUCAUUUUACAAACAAAGUAGAUACAAAUCAAGGCCAGGUGGGUGAUGCCAAGAAUAAGUCAUUAUACUUUGGUAUUAACCCCUCAGUGCCAGUGACAUCGUCAAGAAACUGUAGCUACCCUCCAUUACAUGUAGCACCCUUAGGGCUGAAGAUGGUGUCACCCUAUGACUCUCCUUCACAUUCGCCUACUCAAAAUCCAACAUCUAGCAGUACGUGUCCAUCACUCUCCCCAGCCUCCACAAACUCUGUCAACAGUAACUCUGAUGACAGCCAAAUUUCAAAGGUUCUGUCCCCUCAGUUUUAUCAGCAGCAACAGGACAAGGCAUUGAUAUCAUCUAGUAGCAUGAACACCAACCAGCAUCACUACCAUUCAGAAGCAUCCAGAGGCUUGCACUAUAAACAAGAAAAAUCCAAAGAGAACAUUGCAAGCUUCAUGUCACACAACAGGCAUUCAAAGUCCAACAUGGACAACGGGAAAGGUUGUCUGGAGACCUACAGACCAGAAAACCAUCCCCCACCUCCGUAUUCUGCCCACCAACUCGCCACAUCAUUAGUCUCAGCAAACCUUGACCAACUGGAUGUGCUUUUGACAUGCAAGCAAUGUGAUCAGAAUUUUAAUAACCUUGUCUCUUUUCUUGACCAUAAGCAAUACUGUGGACAGCAUACAUUUGCACAAAAUGACUUUAAAGAUGUGCCAAAAGUGGAAGACAUAAGGAAGUUUCAGACAGAUCACACAAAAGCCAUGUCAUCUGGAUCCAGUUACACAAUUUUGCGGAGUUCUUCAGAUUUGCAUCUGUCUCUUCUUGGACUAAACAAGAAUGGGGAAAUAGUGCCAGAUAAUGAAACCAAAGGAGAUAUAAAAGAUGAUCCAAUGAAACUGAUGCUACCAUCUGCACCCCUGCCGGAUUUAGAAAUGGAAGAUCCCAAAUUGGAUAGCCUUAUCACAGAGGCUUUGAACGGACUAGGCUAUCAGUCAGACAAUGCAGAGAUUGAUAGCAGCUUUAUUGAUGCAUUCGUUGAUGAUGAUCUCACCACUACUAAAUGCACAUCAACAAGACAGACUUUGACUGCCAAAGACUCCACAACAUUUGAAGGUAGAACAAACAGUGAAUCAACAUCCAGCGAAAGAUCUGAAGCUCACAGCAAAUAUCCUUUUGACUCCGAUUUAGACAGCCUUAGUUCAGACAGCAAACUCACAGACAGCCCUUUCAAAGAAAGCCAACAUGAGUUGAUACAGAAGGAAGGCCUCAAUGCAGAAACCUCUCCAACAGAGUCCCAGUCACAGGAGUCAAACUGCACACAAAUCGAGUGGAAAACAAGAAAGUCUGAGCAAAGGGAAGAGGAAAAUGAUUACAGUUCUAAGUUUCUUCUAUCAAGCAAGUUUUCUGCAAGAUGUGGACCUAAAAGCUUGCAGAGUAGCACAGCAUUAGUUAAAACAACAUCCACCUGUGCCAGUAAAAGUCCAACAGCUCAGAAACCAAUACCAACAGAAGGAAAAAGGAAGAGGACAGGUGGCGGAAGCUGGAGUAAAGAGCUUAUUCACAAAAUUGUUCAACAAAAGAACAAGUUGCAUAAACUCCAUGUGAAGGGCACCAAAAACAUGCAGUUUUCACUUGUGAUGGAGAGAGUUACUCCUGCAGUGCAGAACCCUACUUUCAGGGAGUAUGAUUACGUUUCUGACUCAGACGAUGACUGUGAGCCUGUGAAGAUAGCCAGUCAAGGACGUCUCAGCCAGAGCAUUCGUUGCAAGUACACAUACACUAAGGAGUGCAAGGGGAGGAUUCGUGCUGACAAGAGCCGGGAAAGUUCAUGGAAACAAAACAUAAGUGAGUGCGUUGAUCCCAAGAAAGCUUUGGAUGUCUCUCCAUCCUUGAUGAAAGACAACCCUGGUCACCAAAGUCUCAGAAGAAGGAGCAGUAGGUCUUCCACAAGUAGUGAACUCAGUACAUCAAUAAGUAUUUGCAGUGAUAGCAUUGGCAGCCCGAAAAGUACUGAUCAUACAGAUUCAGACUCUGAGAAACGAAUAGAAGCACAGAGGAAAGAUCAAAACUCUCUUGAACAGAAUGCAUAUGAAGAAUCGCCACCAAGGAUACGGAAAGAGUCUAGCACAUCACUGGCAUUGACCUUUACAAAAAAUACAAAAAGGUACAGCACUGAUAAGAUAUUACUCACUGAGCACAAUGAUCGGUUCACUUCUUCAAAAUGUUCAAGCAUAAUCUGUAAAACGGAAGAGACUGCAUCAGAGCAUAAAAUGACUAAAAGUACUGUCAGCCUUGCCAGAUUCAAAACCACCAGAUUGGAAAUAGAGGAAAAAGGGGACCACCUCGGGUUUGAGGGAGGAAUUCUUGCAACCACAGAAGAGCCAUUCAAAAAAGAUUACCCAAAAAAUAUCACAUCACCAAGAGGGUCUGGUAUAACACCAAAUCCAAUGGAAACAACCAACAAUAGUGAUUCUAGCCAUGUUUUUAAACUCAAAAAAGAUGCUGUCACAUCAAAGAGUAAAUCCCACAGGAAAAGAACAAAUAGUUCUGAAAUGUCAGCACCCAUUUUUGAGAAAGCCAGCAAUGACAGCAUAUCAAGUGAAGAAGCCAGUAGAAGCUCAAAUGAUCUAUUCCCUGACCCCCCACCUCUCUGCAGUUCACUUGCGGACAAAGUCUGUUUAUCACCUUCAAAAGUCCAUGAUGCUACAGCACAAAAGAAUGCGCAAUGUCUCAUUCCCUAUCCUUCAGAGCAUGAUCAGAGUCUUAUAAAGUCACCCCUUUCUUUUGACACAACGUCAAUGUUUGGUGACCUUUCGGUGGGAGGUUUUGAGAGCAAUCUUUAUCCAGAUAUUCAGCUGGCCAAAGAGAGCUUUAGUCCUCUGGAAACCAUAACAGAUAAGAAGGAACUUUUUGAGUCAUCAUUCUCACCAUUCUUAGAGCAGAGAGACUGGAAUCUGAUGGUGGAUGUUACUCCUGUGCUGCCAGAUGAGAUUUCUCAGUACAAAGAGGACUCUGACUCAAAUGAGAAUAAGACCAAUUUCAACCAUGUCCCAUUUGCUUUGCCAGAGAAAUUAAUGGACUACAAUCCAAACCUCAAUAGUAACGUGUCAGUUGAUGAUCUGGAAAUCAAAAGGAUAGUUACAGAGCUUGAGAGUCAGCUGCAAACAGCCAAACUCAGCAGCCCUCCACCAUUAGACAGUGAGCUUCCAAAACAGUUAACCAUGAGCAAAUUCUCUCCAUUGAGACUUGACCCUGACAGUGAAGAUGAGGACAGUAGCUUACAGAUGAACUGUUCCUCAGAGAACUUGCAAAUUGUCAGACCAGUAGACUCACAAUCAGCGCUGUUCUCAGAACCUGACUUACCAUGGUCUAGUCCGCUUCCAUUUGGAUUGAUGUGUGGACAGCAAGGUCUUCAUACGCCAACACAUUCCUCUACUAUCAACACACCAACUGAUUCAGAAAAUGACCAUUUAGAUAUAAAGGACAGCAUGGGGCUCACAGUUUUGAAUGCAGAAAAUGGUUCACCUAUGCAUCCAGAGGACAAAACAGAGAAGAAUGACUCUUUAGAUAAGUCAGAGGAGAUGCUUGAGCAUGAAAUUUACACAGAAAAUCUGAUGAAAAGCUUGGAAGUGAUCUCAGAUUCUUUGUCUUCAGGUUUUACAUCACCUCAGUCGUCUCCUAAUCAAGAGAGUGUGGUUCCUGAAGAGCAUGAAAAACAAGAGAAUGAACACUCUGAACAAAAUAUGUCUGAGCAUGUAGAAUCUAGAAACACAAAAGCAGAGCUUACAAAGUUCUCAGUGGAGACAUUUAACACAAACACCACUACACUAGAAGAGACAACCAGUGAAAUUUCUGGGUCAGAUAACGGAACAAAGGUCUACAUAAAUGAGACUAGUAAUAACACUCUGCAUGAUGAAUUAGUAGCUAAUGAACAACAGCUUGCAGAGAGUUCCUUUGAGAGUCCACCAACUACAUGCGUGAACUCAAAUGAAAUUGAUUCACAGACGUCUUCGGUCUCCAUAUAUGAACACAAGUGUGAGUCCCCUGUCAACCAAACUGAAAUUGCCGAGUGUAAUACACAGUUUCAUAUUAAGGACUCAAAUUACACUAUGCAGAAUUCAGACUUCUCCAAAAUAUUCCACUUCUCAGCAUCCCCUACCAUACCAAAAGAUGAAAACGCCCUGUGUGUAGAAAAAAUACAGAAAUGCGAUGAAGAUUCAGCUCUAACUGCAAAGCCAGAAAUAAUUUCUGAAGACAAUGGGCAUGCAACAGAUGAAACAACAGACUGUACAUCUGAUACAGAAAUCCAACAACCCAUUUCAAACAUCACAUCUCCUCAUUGUGAAGACCAAUUGUCAGCCCAUUCACAAUUAAUUCAUACACAACAGUUGGUUUCUCCUAAACAUCUUCCUGUAGUUCAAGAUGAACAUGAAUAUAUAGACAGUAUGGAGAGAGCCAUGCCUGAUAUGACAUUAUUUUCUGUGCAAUCAGAAUGUGAAGAUAAUCAACAAAAGAACACUGAGCAGAGUCCUCAACUUAUUAUUUUGACUCAGGCACCAGAGUUUUCUUACAAGUCUAUCCAAAGUCCUUCUGAGCUGAGAGAUAAUUGUCCACUACCAAGCACAAUUACCCCUUCACUAAGUAAAAGCAGACCAGCCCUGGAAGACAAUAACUCAGAUCACAUAAAUAUUGGCAAGUCAGAUACUUUUGUUCCAGCAACAACAGAAUUAGAUAAUUCAUUUAAUCCCCAUCUGGAUUUAGUAGAAAUUACAGGGAGUAAAAUUUCUAGCCCUGGGACAUUGUUGGCUGUGGACAAAAUCUCAAAACAACCUUUAUCUGAGCAUUCUGGGACACUGGAUAACUCUCAAGAUGAUUUGAAACUCAGCCCCCUGAAUUACAGUGAAGCAUGUUUCAAUGAAUACAGCUUCAACUCUAAAUUUUCAAACAAAGGAAAUGACAAGCCUUAUGUAAAAUCAAACUCUACAGACAGUUACAUUCUCAAUGCCUGUGCUUUCUCUCAUGAUAAACCAUUGUCAUCCAGCCCAACAUAUAAUGCAAAUGAACAGGCGCCAAAUAUUCAGGGCCAUCUGACUGGACUUGAUAUACCCAAAACUUCUAUAAAUAAUAAACAAAAUUAUAUCAAAUAUUCAAGUGGCUCAGCUUCCUGCAGUAAUUAUGUUGAGGAAGGCAGUACAAUUAUCUCUGAACAAAUCUUAAAACUUGGCCAAACUGACAUGGAUGUUAGUCACCUUCCACCUGAAUCUGUUGAUGACAUGGAUCUGCACCUCAAAUUUCACAAGAAAGCAGAUUAUGAAAAGAUGGACCACCAGAUGAUCAUCAAUGAGAAUGAUGCAAUGCAGAGGUCAACAAUGUCAGAUGUUAAGGAGAUACCUAAACCUCUGAUACAAUAUGCAAAAGCAGCAUCCAUGGGUCUCCCAUUCACAUCAGUCCAAAAUGAAGGACAAAGUUUAAAGUCAAAUGAGACAAAAACAUCACAAAAAAAGGGUGGUACACAUAAUGCAGUUCAAGGAAAAUUUCAGUGUGAAAUAUGUGCAAUGUUCUUUCGUACACAACCUGGACUUAAAAGACAUAAAGCCAUGAAGCAUGUCGUAAAGGAUGAAGGUGUUUCUCCCAUUGAAAAUCUAAAUAUGAGCAGUCAAAUGUUCAUGCCCAUUUUAAUGCCACACCCAACAGAAAAAGCACUGAAAGGUAGCAUGGAUGUUUUAAGUCCAGCAGUUCUUUCACAUCCAAACAGAAGUGAAAUCUCAGAUGUACAAGAACAGCAAGCAGAUCCACAUUUGAUCUUUCAAGGGAUUGCAAGUGAUUCUCAUGUGUCAAAGAUCCCAGGAAGUUGUGAUAUUGAUCAGAGAACUUCUCUAAAUGAAAAAGCAAAUAACAGUAACACCACUACACACAUGAGCAGUGAAAUGUUUGCUCCAGAACUGGUAAAGCAAGACACCUUUUCAGAUGAAAUACUCAGUACUCUUCAAACAGAUAUAUUGCAGGCUAUCUCUCCAGAUUUUCCUUCAAUGGUACAACAAAACUGUCCUACGUCACCUGAAAAACAGGUCCCAAAUAGCCGUCACAGCUAUCAUGAAGUCAGUGUGAGGGAGGAACAGAAGAGCAUGGUAGUAACCAACAGCAGUGAAGAGCAAUUGGAAGAAACAACUUAUUCCAUAGGGCAUUCUAUACUGCAUAAGGAAGGAGACACAUAUGACAUUGACAAAGUUGUGACAAAGUAUUUUGCUAUUAAGCCAAAUUACGUUCAGACAGAAGAUAUCCACUAUCCACUUGGGGAUUCUUCUGUGGAUAUCAAGCGUGAGAAAACCUGUUCUCCUGCAGAAGACAGUCAUGCACUUACUGAAACUUUAGGAAUAGCACCUGAUCUCAAGGCUUUCUUUGAUGAUGAAAGCACUUUUUCUCAAUUAUUCCCAAGAAAUGAUGACAGGAAAAGAAAGAAAUGUGCAAGGGUCUAUGGUAAAAGCAACAAAAAGCAAAAACAACUGUCCUGUUUAAUUUUAGACUACCCUCCCACUGGUGCCUUUAUUGAUAAGUAUGAGGAGUCUAAAGAAAACAAGAUGGGGCAUAAGUUUAUUAGUGACAUGAAUGACCCUUGCGAAUAUGAAACCAUAUUGACCCCCAAAAGCUUAGUCAAGAGUUCUAUGGAAAAUGCAUGUCAUUCAAAAGAUUAUCUAAUUGAUAAUCAGCCUGGUUAUGAGGAAAAUGUAGAAACUGGCAUUAAAGAAUUCUUUUGUGAAAAAGAGGGCACAAUCAGACAACCCUUAGAGCAUCAGGAUGUUUUGCAUGAUUGCAUUGUGUCAGAGAACACAAUUCCUCAGGAAGAUUGUAAACCAGAGGUUCCUGCUACAGCCUGCCCUCUCCAAAUGGUCUGUGUACAAGAUAAUGCCCCUUGUUCGCUAAGCACUGAGAUACCUAACCUUAACACUACAAUUCAGAUUCCUGCACCAUUUUUUGAGCCUGAGAGAGAUAUGCCUUUGGUUGAGACCAUUGCAAGCACAGAAGUGAACGACCCUGAAAGACCUUGCAAAAAGCCUGUGGAGCGGAAGUGUAGGAAACGCAUUGAACCUGGACUUAAACCUAAAGAUAAGCAGUACAAAUGCAAAGUGUGUUUCACAUGGUUUCUCACCUUAGGUGAGCUCGACUUCCACAAGCUCUCUCACAAUCCAUCACCUCCCCCAACUUGCUAUAUGUGUGUCCAGCGCAAAUUUAGCUCACGGGAACAACUAAGGGACCAUCUCAGGGAGAAACAUGCCAAAAACAAAGCAGGUGUUUGGACUUGUGGCAUGUGCUUGAAAGAAAUUUCAGAUGUCUGGAUGUACAAUGAACACUUGCGUGAGCAUGCCACACAGUUUGCACGAAGAGGCCAGUCUCAGAGCUCCCUCUUGGACAUGCCUGGCUGUUUCAUGCAGGAAAAUGCUGUGAAGAACUUCAUAUCUUCAAUAAUGCAGCAUCGACCCAGCAGAGCUACAAAAGGAGACAAUCUUAAAUCAUUAUCCAAGGAAGAGAGAAGAACAUCUUUAGAUGUUAAUGGACAAGAGUUGAAGGGUCCAGAGGAGUUUGAUUCCAUAAGUCUGAAGACUAAAAUGAGUAUUGGGGGAGGAAGUAAACACUGUGCACUGACAACGCUUGAGGUUUUACCUAAAGCAGAGACUCCUUCCAAAAAUGCUGAGAUGCAUCCUAAUUGCAAAGACCCUUCAAGGGACUGUCACCACUGUGGCAAGCAGUUUCCAAAGCCCUUUAAGCUCCAGCGUCACUUAGUUGUUCACAGCUUGCAAAAGAUUUUUCUUUGUCACAAAUGUCCAGUGUCCUACCAAGAGGCAAAGGAGCUUAAAGACCACCUUAAACAUGAACAUGAGGAGACAGAUGAGCCAGACUCAAAGCAUACUACACUCUAUACUUGUGAACUCUGUGCCGAUGUCAUGCAUGUAAUUAAGAAGUCCUUCAUUUGCAGUACCUGCAACUACACGUUUUCCAAAAAGGAACAGUUUGAUCGUCACAUGGAGAAGCACCUUGCUGGAGGAAACAAGAUCUUCAAAUUCAGGAGAGUCAUGAGACCUUGCAGGCCUUUUAAUUCAAAAGAUGAUAUAUCUGACAUGCCACCAAGCAAGAAAAGGAAGGCAACGGAGAGCAGCUUGGACAUCACAGUAUCACACAUGCAAGGCAUUAAAUCAGUGUUGCCAAUCAUAGAUGACACUGCACAGAAUAGUACGGAGGAACAUUCUACUGAAACAAACAAUACCAGUGUGAAAAUUGAAGAUGUAGCUGAGGACUUCCCUGUAGUUGCCAAGGACAUUAUAGAGUGUACAGUGCAAACUGAUACAGCAGAACAGAGUCUUUCAACAGAGCUGAAGAAAGAGGAUGAAAGCUCUUCUCCAUCUCAUGAACUCCAAACAGAUGAGCCCAGGGAGGUCAGUGCAACUGACAAAGAAGCUCUGACAGAGAUUUGUGACGUUAAAAUAGAAGAUGACUGUUGCACAAUUCCAACAACAUUGUUAGAUUCAGAAGUUAAUGUUGCAAGCAUUUCCAGACAAAACGAAGACGGGGUGGAGACGAACCCUUCAGAAAGCCUUGAAAAUGCAAGUGAACAAGGGGAAACUACAGACUCAAGUGUAUGCACCAUUCAAGUAUGCAGUCAAACAGAUGUAAGUUUACCAAAGCAAGACAUGCAAGGACUCUCAUCUUGCAAUGACUUUGAACUAUCAUCUGUGAAGCAGUCUUCAAAUGAGACAAGCUACUUGAAGCAGGAUCAAACAAUCGAGACUUUAUUCUCCAUUAACAGAAAUGAGAAUAUACAAGAUGUUCACACACAUGACAGUGAACAGCCAGCUACUGCCCAUGCUAAGCAUAUAACUAUGGUCAAAUCUGAGGAAACUUUGAAACAAAGUCUUGAAAAUAACCCAAGGUGCCUUAGUACCACUGAUUCUGCACGUCACACAAACAGCUCAUGUGAAGAUAAGGACUCAGCCAAACAACAAAAGAAGAGGAAAGAACUUAAGACAUCUCACAGCUCUCAGAGAACACCAUCUCCAACUGCAAGGGAAAAUCUGGGCAUUGACCCAAGAUUUAAAAAGAAGUUCAGACCUAGCAGGUGUGAAAAUAUCGAUGGGCAAAGGAAAACCGAUCUUCCCAAUGACUAUCCAGUGCUUACAUCAGUAAAGGAUGACACAGUAAGCAACAAAAUAAUCUCCAAGCAUAAAAUAGGAUCUUCCAAUCUAGGCCUUCACCUAAAGAAAGGUCCUGUAGAGUUCUCACCCAAAAAGGUUGAGAUUGUACGCCACUUUAAUGGAGAUUGCAAAGGGAAAAAGAGCAUUCCAAGAAGACCCGUUCAUUCCACUUCUUCUAGGGUCUCCACCCUGAACAACUCAUUUAAUAAAUCACGGUCCAAGCCAGGGGUCAGAUCCAUAGAGACUCACUCAUAUCGUACUGCAGAGUCACAAAACAACCUCCUCAGCCAGCUGUUUGGCCAAAGACUAACUAGUUUUAAAAUUCCUUUAAGGAAGGACACUUCUGAAUCUAUUAAGGAUUAAAUGGAUGCUAUUAACGAGGAGGUAAUUAAGUGAUCCACUAGGCAUGUUAUUAAGGCAGUUUAUUCAUGAGACUAGGAUUGUAUGGCACUCCUCUGUGAAAUCAUUUAACUCCUUGUUUAGUCACUUUAUUGCAUUCCUCUUGUAAAUGUGUAUUUACAUAUAUGUGAAGACCAACAACAAAAUGUAUGAAUAUAGGAUGAAUUUGUUGGUUACAAAUGAGUUUAUUUUCUCUAUUUUAUAGCAGAGCAUUAUCUCUAAGAGUGUAUUUCAUCAUCAACAAAGAAAGGUUUUCGGAAAAGAGUUUACUUGAAAAUGAACUGAGAAUAUUUGAGUUCCAAAUAAUGCAUGACACUUUUACAUUAAAUGUUCUUAGAUGUUUUCCAAGCAACAGGACCAAAAGACAUCCUAAGUCUGGAUCAUGUCAAUGUGCCUAUUGUAUAUGCUUCAGAGCAUUACUCCUUUAUACUCAUUUACUUUACUGUAUUGCAAAGACACUCAUUAGUAUUAGCUUUUAUAUCAACACUAAUUGGUGCUAUUUUAUUAUUAUUAUUUGUGUAAUGUGAACACAAUGUCUUAUAACUGAAGGGAACAUGUAGCAAUUACACUCAUCAUUGCUGGUACUCAACAGUUUUAGAGUAAAUGACACAAAAAUACUGUGUAAGAUCAAGCAAAAAGAAAGGGUUCAUUUGUGUCUUAAUUUUAUGUCUUCAGAGGAGGGCAAGGAAAAAGCUUUUUCCAAAACUGAAUUUAGUUUUAUUUCAUCUAUAAUAUGAACUCAGGUGCUAUUAUUGCGCAUGAAACCCUUAGGAAUUCUUCCCUUGCACUGAUGUUACAAUACAAAAACCCCACACAUGAUCAACUAUAAUGUCCCCCAGUUCUUUAAUUAUUACUAAUUACUAGAACAAAAGGUGCUUUGUCAUGUUUAUAUGUAUCUUAUAUUGUAUAAUAUUGUAAGUUGAUCUUUUCCAGUGCAAUGCAUAAUGUCAAAGUUCUAUUUUAAUAAUGUGCAAAAGAUGAAGAGAAAAAGGAAAGGAAAAUACAAAGCCUACUAAAGGCUUAUGAGUGGAUCACAAAGUGCAUCAUAUAAACUUGGUUAUUAAAAAAAAUAUAUUUGCAUUAA
Messenger RNA from Cyprinus carpio (common carp), 13573 nucleotides. RefSeq lists its product as uncharacterized. NCBI's taxonomy places the organism in Eukaryota, Metazoa, Chordata, Actinopteri, Cypriniformes, Cyprinidae. The record is from RefSeq and is a predicted model, not a curated record.